This is a messenger RNA of Cyprinodon variegatus (sheepshead minnow), 2116 nucleotides long. It is a transcript of the gene nup85, whose product is annotated as nucleoporin 85kDa. The transcript has 19 exons. The record is from RefSeq and is a predicted model, not a curated record. Gene Ontology annotation, biological process: mRNA export from nucleus; protein import into nucleus; positive regulation of DNA-templated transcription. Gene Ontology annotation, cellular component: nuclear pore outer ring. Gene Ontology annotation, molecular function: structural constituent of nuclear pore. NCBI's taxonomy places the organism in Eukaryota, Metazoa, Chordata, Actinopteri, Cyprinodontiformes, Cyprinodontidae. The coding region runs from base 137 to 2101 and encodes 654 amino acids.
UGCGCACUAGCGGCUUCUUAACGGAAGACAGAGGCGCGUAAACGCUGGAAGUGAAAAGCACAUGUGUUUCAUAGCAUGUUUAUAGCUGAAUUAUUCGAAAUUUAGCUACAUAUAGGAUCUGUUGUACUGCUCCCUGAUGGAGGAAGUGGAUGUUGACCCGACAGUCACUAAUAUACCAGGAAUCAGACAUGGGAAGCAUAUGGGUUUUGCCUGGGGUCCUGGAGACAUCCUUGUUUAUGAGACACAAUUUAAGCCAUCGGGUUCCUUGCUGCCAGAUGCAGGUGGGGCCUUCAUCCACAAGGUCAGGAAAGAUGAGGACAUAUACUCCCCGAUUUUGCGCAAACUUUUCAAUGAGUCGCAUCACAUCUUUGUUGGACUGCAGACGAUCAAAGAGGACGUCCCCAGCAAGAGCAAAAGACACCAAUUUGUCAGCAUCAGUAGAAACUAUAGAUCUGUGAUUCGGGCUUGCAUGGAAGAGCUCCAGCAAGUUGCAGUUUCCACGAGGGAUACCGAAAUGGCCACACAAUACGGAAAUCAGGUUUCUAUUCUUUUGGCCAUAGAGCUGAUCUGGAACCUGUGUGAAGUGCUUUUCAUUGAAGCUGCCCCUGCUGGCACUCUCUUGCUUCACCUUCUGGACUGGGUGAGGUUACACAGGGCUGAUGUGGAGGAGAAGGCAAAGGACGUGCUGCAGAGCGACAGCCCUGCAGAGCACCACAACUACUGGGAUGUGGUGGUGAGUUACGUCCUGCAGGGCAGAUUGGAGGAAGCCAGACAGAUGCUGGGGAAACAGGCCAGCCUACAGCCAGCCUCCAGGGACAUUUAUAAGCUAAUGGACGGCUUACUCAGCAAGAUGCCCUUUUUCAAUCCUGCUGGCACUCAGACACUAACAGAGUUUGAUGUGAAGUGGAAGAACUGGCAUGAAGAGGUGGACCGCUGCCUGAGCGAUAAUUCCUUUGCGAGCAACGGCCAUCUUGAGCUCAUCUGUAAGAUCCUUGUGGGCGAUGAAGACACUCUGCUAGAGCAGAAGGAGUUGCUCGGUACCUGGUAUCACUUCCUCGUCACUCGACUGCUCUACUGCCACCCUACAGUGAAACCAAUCGAGUUACAUUACUACGCACAGUCAUGCCUCACAAUGUUCUUGGACUCGAGGAGCGUCCAGGAGCCUUUGGACAGCAUCUUACUGGCUGCCUUUGAGUUUGACAUUUAUCUGGUGAUCAAAGACUGCAGCAUUGUUCUCAACAACUGGUGGUUUGUGGCUCAUUUAACGGACCUGCUGGAUCACUGCAAACUCCUCCACUCUCAUAAUUUAAACUUUGGAUCCAACAUGAGAGAGUUCCUCCUGCGGGAGUACGCCUCGGGUUUAUUCACUCAUCACAGUCUCUGGCAGUGCGCUGUGGAUUACUUUGACCACUGUCCAGAGUUGGGGCGAGCUUGCCUUGAGCUGCAGAUCGAGCGUGUGCCUUUAGACACCGAACGCAAGGCGCUCAAAGUUCUCCGGAUUUGUGAGGAGAGGCAGAUGUCAGAGCAAGUGCGGAGUAUCUGUAAGAUCAUGGCCAUGAGAGCUCUGAGGAACAACAGACUGGGCUCAGCUCUGUCCUGGAGCAUCAGAGCCAAAGAUGCUGCUUUUGCAACCCUCAUUUCUGAGAGGUUUCUACAGGAUUAUUGUGCCAAAGGGACUUUUUCUGACUUGGAUCUGAUUGACAAUUUGGGACCAGCGAUGCUCCUCAGUGACAGGCUGACUUUCCUUGGAAAAUACAGGGAGUUCCACAAACUGUACGGGGAGAAGCGUUACAAGGAGGCUGCAAAGCUGCUGCUCUCCCUCAUGACGGCAAAGAUCGCCCCCAGAAGCUUCUGGAUGACGCUGCUGACGGACUCUCUACCGCUACUGGAACAGAACGAGGUGAUCUUCUCUGCAGAUCAGACCUACGAUUUGAUGUAUUGUUUAGAGGAACUGACGUCCUCACUGGACCCUGCAGCUCCUGGUGCAGAUAGACCUAUGCAGGAGGAAGACGUGGAGCAGACCAAAGUGGAGCUCCUCAGGCUCUCUCUGGCCAGGAAUCUGUCUAAGGCUAUCGUUAAAGAAGGAACCGUGGACACAUGAGGGAGAUUCGAGAUU